AUGUCUGGUGAAUGGAGCAAUGGUCUAUGUAACUGCUUCAGAGAUUGCGGCCUCUGCAUCGUCACGUACCUGCUGCCAUUCUACACCGCGGGCAAGAACGCCGAGGCAGUCGGCGAAGGAUGUUGCCUUUAUGCAUUACUCUACAUGAUUCCGCUAGUCCAGUUCUUCAGCGGGGCUAAAAUCCGAGGAAUGAUCAGGGAAAGUCGAGGUAUAAUUGGAAGCAGAACGAACGACAUGUUACUACACUUAUUUUGUCCGUUCUGUGCUCUUAUACAAGAGGCACAGGAACUGAAGUGUGCUCCAAGCGGUGCUCUGAUUGCGAGGAAUUAA
This is a messenger RNA of Saccoglossus kowalevskii, 330 nucleotides long. RefSeq lists its product as uncharacterized. Lineage: Eukaryota; Metazoa; Hemichordata; Enteropneusta; Harrimaniidae. The record is from RefSeq and is a predicted model, not a curated record.